Messenger RNA from Caretta caretta (loggerhead turtle), 1281 nucleotides. The record is from RefSeq and is a predicted model, not a curated record. NCBI's taxonomy places the organism in Eukaryota, Metazoa, Chordata, Testudines, Cheloniidae.
UCCGACAGGCGCCUGCCGCCGCUCGGCUGCGGGAGGAGGCAGGAGGCAGCGCCGGCUCCCUGCCCCGGGGACGCGCUGGCGGGGCGAACUUAGCCGGGGCCGGCUCCGGCUCCGCGCGGGGCUCGGCGCACGUCGCUCGCGGCCGCCGGCGAUGCCUGGGGCCCGCGGACCCGCAGGGAGCCAGCGGGCCGGCGAAGCGCUGCCCCUGCCCGCCCGCUAGCGCUGCGGCGCCCGGCCCCGCUCCGUGCCCCGGGCGCCCGCCCAGCAUGCUCCGCCCGGGCCCGCUGCUGCAGUCGCUCGCCCUGCUCUGCCUCUGCCCGCGCCGCCCCGGGCCCGCCUGGGGCAGGCUGGCCGCGGGCGGCGCCGCUGCCUGGGACCCGCCGCCGGCCCGCGGCCCCGGCGCGGCGCCCUGGUGCCCCUACAAGGUGUUCAGCGAGGGCCAGGCCAGCGGCCGCCUCUGCUUCAGGAGCCCGGCCCGGGACUUCCAGUGCCCGCCGCCCAGCUGCCGGGCGCACCGCUCGCCGGGCCGCGCCCUGGUGGCCAACGUGCUGGCCAACGGCAGCGUGCUGCUGCAGUGGGGGGCGCCGGGCGGCGACCUGCGGGGCUUCGCCCUCAACUGCUCCUGGGCCGGCACCUACACCCGCUUCCACUGCGACCGCGUCCAGCUGGGGGCCGCCUGCCGCGACUACCUGCUGCGCGAGGCGCACGGCAGCGUCCGCUACCGCCUGUGCCUGCAGCCCCUGGCCCGGGCCGGCGGGCCGGGCGCGCCCCGCGCCGAGUGCGUGGAGUUCAGCCGGGAGCCGGCCGGCCUGCGGGACAUCGUCAUCGCCAUGACGGCCGUGGGGGGCUCCAUCUGCGUCAUGCUCGUCCUCAUCUGCCUGCUGGUGGCCUACAUCACCGAGAACCUCAUGCCGCCGGCCGCCGCCGCCGCCGCCCCCGCCGCCAAGAGGGGCACGUAGGGCGCGGGCCCCGGCGGGGUGGGGGCCGCUCCGGAGCCCGGGCCUGGAGCGCCCUCUGCAGCCGCGGGGAGCCUGGGACUGGCCCCUGCAGCCGGGGGGCCUGGAGCGCCCUCUGCAGCCGCGGGGAGCCUGGGACUGGCCCCUGCAGCCGGGGGGCCUGGAGCGCCCUCUGCAGCCGGGGGCCCUGGGACCGGCCCCUGGAGCGCCCUCUGCAGCCGGGGGGCCUGGCACCGGCCCCUAGAGCCUGGGACCGGCCCCUAGAGCCGGAGCCUGGAGCGCCCUCUGCAGCCGGGGGGCCUGGGACCGGCCCCUAGAGCCGGGG